Procambarus clarkii (red swamp crayfish) is the source of this 1233-nucleotide messenger RNA. Lineage: Eukaryota; Metazoa; Arthropoda; Malacostraca; Decapoda; Cambaridae. The record is from RefSeq and is a predicted model, not a curated record.
AGUUGUAAAUACUGGAGCGGUGUUGCCUUGAGCGAGACGCGCGUCCUCAUGAUUGCUUGAGGCGCAAACACCAGUGGUGCAGUGGUGCAAUGUGGACAGGUGUAGUGACGGAGCCGUGUGCACAAAGCACACCUGGUGGGAGCUUAAUGGAUACAGCCCUCCGUACACUCAACACCAGUCGUAUAUAAGAGUGUCAGAAUAUCUUGUAACUCUUUCACUCUGAGUCCCUCGAAGAGUUUACACUUAAGCUCACCAUACGUCAGCCCAGGUAGAGUGAGGAAGAUGAAGAGGCAGGUGUGUGCGUGGGUGUGGUUGGUGGUGGUGGCCGCGGCCCUACACGUCACAAGCGCCGACGAUGACGACGAUGACGACGGGUGCACGUGUGGGAGCUCGGUGAGGGUGUGGUGUGACAUGGAGACAGACGGAGGCGGGUGGACGGUGUUCUUGGCGCGCCAGAACCAAAGUCAACAUGAGAACUUCAACCGCACCUGGGAGGACUACAAGACCGGGUUUGGGAACCCGGAGGGCGAACACUGGCUCGGCAACGAAGCUCUCCACUUGCUAACAUUCAGGAGAGAAUAUUCAGUUCGUCUUGACAUGGAGUACACGACGGGGGCCAAGCACCACUACACUCGCACCAACAUGAAAGUCGACAGUGAGACCAACAAGUACGCGAUGACCUACAGCUCCACGGGGACGGGCACGGUGUCCAGCAACUGUAUGAGCACCUACGUCAGUCGACCCUUCACCUCCUCCGACCGUGACAACGACGCCGUCUAUGGUAACUGUGCGAACACAAAGGGUGGAGGCUGGUGGUAUUAUAACUGCCUGUUUAACAACCCCACCACCCCCUACAAGGAGGGAAGCCUCCACUACACAUGCUACCCAAACAGCGUGGUCAAGGUCACCAAACUCCAGAUGAAGAUCCGACCAGUCAUCUGCGACUCUGCCACCAAGACCGUCUUCCUCAACUCCGGACACUGCAACGCUUGUCAGUAGUCUAACAACACGACCUGACCUGACGCAAGGACACGGACCAAGCUGGCGCUGAUACCGAGUGACGCAGUACGCAUAAUUCCCCCCCACACACACACACACCUUCCCUAACUAGAAGUGCCUAGAGUGACUAGUAACUUGACACGAAUUGACACGCUGGUAAUUGAAAAGGUGUUUUGGUAUGCUGCACACUUGCUUGAAUUGUAAUUCACAUUUGUUUUGAAUGUAAUUAUAUAA